Molecule: messenger RNA, 13965 nt
Organism: Microcebus murinus (gray mouse lemur)
Lineage: Eukaryota; Metazoa; Chordata; Mammalia; Primates; Cheirogaleidae
Source: RefSeq, a predicted model, not a curated record
UGGAGCUGGGUGGCAGGAGCUGCAGACCCCUGCGGGUUGCCUUGGGUUUGGGGUAGCCCAUUUAUUUCAUUAGGGACUUCUGGAACAGGACAUCUUGUUAGGGUUGGCAGCCGUGGACACAUGUAGAAUUUAUGUUAUAGGUAAUUAUAGUUUUUAGCAGUGAUUUAACUUUACAGUCUCUGCCGGGUGGGGCUAGUUACAGUAUGUUUUGGGAUGAGGUAGGAACACUGUAGGGAGGGUCACUAACAUAUUGAUCAGAACUUUAUUGGAAGAGCUCAUAUGUCAUUUGACAUACUUGGUAUACUUCAUCUGGAACAGCAACCUUAUAUAGUAGGAAUUAUUAUCCCCUUUUUACAAACGAAGAGUAAAUGACUCGUUCAAGAUUAAGGUAGGGAGACAGAGCUCAAGUGUUUGUUACUCAUUCUUUUUCUAUUUGCUGCAUUCGAAAUUACCACUAGGGCCACUAGGCAGAGCUCUCCAGUAGCUGCCUUCUUGUGUGACACGUGAGGCAGUGGUGAUAAUUGCUGAUGACACAGUUGCUACUGGUGCCCCCCCCCCUUUUUUUAAACUGUUUAUUUUGGAAUAAGCUCAGCUUUACAGAGAAAUUGCAAGAUGGGACAGAGAGUUCCAUUUGUACCUUUUUGUGUGUGUUUUGUGUUUUGUUUUCCUAGAUCUUUGCAUCAAGGAAAUCCACUGGUACCUUUUAAGCAAAGCAAAGUGGCUCCUCUUCAAAGAUGUUGGUUCUUGCUUUGUGCCAAACACCAUCCUAGGAGCUGGAGAUAGUAACUUAAUUCUCCAGAGGAUUUUGAGAUCUUGCUGAGGAGAUGUGUAAAUAAAUAUAAUACCUUUUUCUAAGUGCUGAAAUGGAGAUGAGAGCACAGAGGAAGUUAUGGCUGGCUGACUGGCAGGGAGUGGUGACAGCUUACAGGAUAUAGUAUUUAAAUUAGGUCCCAAGGACUUCUUAUUCACUUGGUUGAGGGGACAUUUUCUCCAACAUGCAUUCAAAUUAGUUUUAUUUUGUUAGAGUAGAACUCUCUCUAGCCUUAAUAAAAUAGACUCUUCUAAUUUGAUUUUUCUGUCUCAUCUCCUUUAAGGAGGUAGAAUCCCAGGUGGUGAGAAGAAUCCUAGUUUAUAAAUCCAUGAAUAGGAUAAUAAAUUAAGCUGUAUUCUAAUUGGUAACUGUGCCACCCUUGACCAUAGUUGACAUUGGUUUUUUAGGAAUGCAGUAUGUACCCCCACUGAGAGUUUUCUUUUCCUUGCUUUCCAACUCUGAUUUUCAGUGGAAUUAAGUAAUUCAUUCAGGAAACAUUUAUUGCACACUUGUUUUGUGCAAGCCAUUGCACAAGAAUGGAACGAAAGGAUUUAUUGGAGGGCUGUGGAUGGCUUUCAGGAUUGAUGGGAAGGCUGGGGACCUGGGUUCAGAAAACAGACAGGAAGCAAAAGAGGCUGGGUGGUUGAGGCCACAGCCAAGGUCAUAUCACAUAAAUAGUCUGGCUAGAAUUUUGCUGCUGGAGAAACUGCCACCUUUGUUGCUGGACUGCUGAUUCUCUUCUGCCACUGAAAAAUCUCUUAAUGCACCUGCAUGUUUGUGACAUUUUUCUAGCAUUAUAGUUCUACUUGAGAAUAUGGGAUUGGCUAAGUCACUCUAGUUGCCAGGGAGCAGGAAGGUGGAGUAGCUGUUCACUCGCUUACCUUUCACAAAGAGCCACACACCAAAGAAUUCCUAUGAAAUAAAAAGGUGGCUCAGGGUGUGGGUAGCCCUAAAAGCAAAUGUUCAGCUUCACCAUCUACUCCAGACUUGGAGGCGUUAGGGAGGAAUACCAAGAGGUAAUGAUGUCCAGAGAAUGAAUGGGAGCUCACUGGGCGAAGAGAUAAAGGGAGGAUGGGGAAUAGAGUUUCAGGUAGAGGAACUCCAAGUAAUAUGGAACGUUUCAGGAACCGAAAAGUGUUUAGGAUAGCUGGAUCGUGGAAUAUGACAGGAGGUAUGAAUGAUGAGGCUGGCAGGGCCCCUUUGAAGAAAUGUAGGCAGCAGAGUGGCAUGCACAGACUUUUUCGUUGUUUUUAACUGAUUUGGUUGCAACUAUGGAAACCCAUUGGCAUUGUGUAAGACUCAGGGAGGGGGCUCUUUUGGAGGCUGUUGCAUUUAUCCUAGGUGAGGUGUCACAGUAGUCUGAGUUAGGAUAGUAGCCAAGUAGGUAGGAGAAGGGAGUGGAUUGUACAUGUUCAGUUAGUAGAGUGCAUUUGGGGAUGGAGGGAGUGAGCGAGGUAAGUGAGUGGGGGAGUCAAGGUGGACACUGGGGUAUCUGCUUUGGGUGAUCGAGUAGCUCCUGGUAUCCACCUGCAGGAUGGGCAGCAGUAGGUGAGCAGUGCCAGGUGAGAUGAUUUCAGUGCGGGCUCACGGCCGUGGAGAUGUUGACAGAUCGGUCGUGUGGGUGGAUCUGUAGUUGCAGUGGGCCAUCGACGUCUCUGCAGCCUCGGUCUUUCACUGUUACGUGUGUAUAUAUCAGCCUCCUCCACUAGAUUAUAGCAGUGCUGGCUUUCACAUGCUUGCAUCCCAGGUCUCUGGCAUGGUGUCUUGCACACAAAGAGGGGAUUUAUUCAUAGUACAUUUUGUGGAAUUUUAUUCACAAGGUAUUGGCUUUAGGAGUGAGAUUGAGUAUGAGCAGUUUGCAGCAGAAGGAAAGUACAAUUACAUGUAUAUAAAAUUAUGUCUAUAAUAUAUGCAUGCAUAUAUAUUUACACACACACAUACAUGCCUAUGUCUUAACUUUCUUGCAUCACUAGUGAAGGAUCUAGUGAAUUUUUUUCAUCGUGGAAAGACUUAUUCUUAUCAGUAUUCUCUUGCCGUGAUUAGAACAUCUUAUGGUAAUUAUAUAGGCAGAUCAUGAUGGUAAUAACUCUCUUCUCACUUGAUUAUCUAGCAAUUCCAACUACCUGGAAUAAAACCCAGAAAUAGCCCUGCAAGAGGCUGACAGAGGUUGAUGGCAGUGUAGGAGUAUAAAGAAAUUACCGCCUUUCUUAAUAAAAUAAAAUCCAGAACUUCCAGAAUUUAGCUCUGGAAGGAGAACCUUUUAGGGAGAAGAUGGAGAUAGAUGAAAUGGCCCCCAAUGCUGUCUUAAGUUUCAUUUUUCCUUUUGAACUUUAUUGCUUUUAUUCCCACAGUUUCCAGAUGUUCUUCUUUUAACAGUUUGGUUUUCCUUGAGUAUAGCCCAGAAAACUGGAAGUUCCUAAAAUAUUAAGUACUGUGUACUUAGGGACAGUAAAAGGUAAAGAAACACAAAAUUUAGUGGAAAUAACAGCAACAAUGAUGAUCAUGUUUUUGAGUUCUCAGUUUGUAUAAACAUUGUCCCGGCAGCACUGUACAUAAUCUCAUUUAAUUUCCCCAAGAUCCUUUGAGGUAUGUACUACAUUUUAUUUAUGGGACACUCAAAUUUAGGUUGACUAGCUUGUGCAGGGUUACACAGCUGUUAAUAGUAGAGCCAGGAUUUGAACCAAGGCAGUCUGACUUCAGAAUCCUAUAUUUUUAGUCACUAAGCUAUACCGCAUUCCACAGUAUUUUAGCAUUAGUUCACUCAACAAUUAAACUUUUUUUUUUUUGGUUUCUUCCAUGUCCAUUGUGAUAUGUGAUCCAUGUUAAUGAUCCAUUUAAGGAUAAGAUAAACAUGAAAAAGAUAAACACAUUGCCCUCACAGUCUUGUUGGGAAACACAAGACUGGGAGCUUGUAGUCUUUUUGGCAAACACACAUUAUUGCCAUGCAUUGUGGAGCCUAGGACAAGGUUGGCUCAGUCUGAGAGGGGCUGGGGAGGAGGGGAGUCCUGCACUGAGGCUGAGGAUGCCCAAGUGUGUUGAGGCGUGGCGUUCAGGGAGUCAGGAAGAGCGCUCAGCUGUGAGGCAGCCCGGCAGAGCACUGGGAAGUGUUGCCUUGGGAAGCAGGGGCCUGACCAUGAGGGAAGGCAUUUAGACAUUAUUACAAGGGCAGUGGGAGCCAGUGGUAGGCUAAUGCAGUCAUUCAUGUCUUAGCACUUAUUCAAAAGAAGUGUUGAGUCCUGUACCAUUCAUUGGGGCAUGGAUGCUGUGAAAGUUGAUGAUAAAGAGGUUUGAUCUAAUUUGGAAGAAGGUUUAGGGAGACUUCUUAGGGGAAGGGAAGUCCAUCUACUUCCGUUAUUUAUUUAGUUAUCUGCAGUUGAAAAACCAAUGCAUGCACACAAUAAUAAAAUGCAAACAGUACAGUAAUACCCCAGACUACCAGGACUACUCUCCAGAGACAAUCACUAUUGACAGUUUUUAGUGUCUUCUAGAAAUGCCCAUUCUUCUGAUGUGAGCAAAGCGGACAAAAGCAUUAUCUUCUUUCCAUGAAGCAAUUCCGACAGUAAAGCCCGAGUAAGGCAGGCCAGGCAGUCAGUACUGGAAAGGGGCCUUUCGUAAAUUCCGUACCUGAGAAGGACACAGCAUAGGCAGAGGUCCCCAUACCCCUGUGUAGUCAGCGAGACACCGUCAAUGCCUGUGAGACAGUGUGAAUCCAUUUCUACCUUUAUUCUUAAACUUUUUUUUUUCUUUUUUAAAACACUCAAGUACUGGAGAUAAAGUGAACAUGCUCCCCGAUCCCAAUUGCUUCCCCAGAGGUAACCACUGUUAAGUACUUUUAGACUUAACAAGAUGUCUUGGUGAGCUUCUCAUGCUGUCUCAUCUAGAUCUUUGUAAGCGGUGUGUAAUAUUUCAUAUUAUGCAUAUGUUAGCUUAUUUGACCAUUUUCUUAUUAACAGAUGUGAAGGGUUUCUGGCCUGAGUGAUUUGGUAGGCUGUAAAGCUACUCACUGCCAUAAAGAACAAAGGAAAAGGAGUCAGUUUGUAGGGGAAGUUGAUGAGUGUGUGGAGCAUCCACAUGGACCUGCAGGCCUGGUGUCUGCAGAGCUGUUGGCUGGAGAGAAACAUUUGGGAGUCAUCAGUAUAGGGGUGGGAAUGAAAACCAUAGAAGUAGAUCUGGUCACCAAGGAAGAGGGAUGAAGAGAGAAGAGAGGCUGCCUCUUCAAAGUGCAGGCUUCUGGUUCCAGCACAGCUACUCUGCCCGGGGAUUCAGGGGGUUCUGGGAGGGAACCAUGGCAUGAAGUUCUCCACAUGGGUCCUUGCCCAGGUUUUCUCUUUGUUACCUCUUGCUUGUUUCCCUGUAGUGGGUGCCAUUCUCUCUUUUCCCAGGAGUUUCCUCAUGUGCACUUUGAUCUCUUUGCUGGUCUGCUGUGCCCACCAGGGCCUUAGGUUUAUCUCACACUCACGAGACUCCCAUAGGCCACACUUGCACAGCAUGCUGCCAAGGGGAUAGCAUGGGGGCCACAUCUUGCCAACCUGGCCGUGACAGAUGUUCUCUCGGGGAGAGCUUGCAGCAGUCUGCACAGCUAUGCAGAGGCUCUCUUCUUCCCAGGUGACCCCUCUAGUGCAGGGAUACAAGACCCACAUUGGUAGGUAUAGGAUCAGCCUUUAUGUUUGAAGCCUUGUGCCCCAUAGGGAGCCAGUGUAUCCGAACAGUUUGUAGGCAUAGCUUCUAGGGUCCUUGGCAGAGACACACCGUUUAUUAGAGUUGUGCUCAAGGGGUGUCUAAAGCAUGGCGUCUCCAUCAGAUAUUUAUGGUUCGUGCAUGGUUUGUUGGAGCCCAGAAGCAGUUUACCAAUCGGGCCAUUCUUAUAAUAAGCAGUUUUGCUUAAUGGCAUUGUUGACAUUCUUACCCUUGUUAGGGGAACAAAGCCAGAUAGUUUCCCCAAUUUUCCCAUAUUGGGGAAAGGGUUUUGUUGGCCUUUUCACCCACUGUUGGCCACACCAAGAAGGAAGUGGAGUGCAUUUUUGGAUAUUUUGGAUCUGCCUGCUCAGUGCCAUUUCUAGGGUAAGAGACACUCUAGCAGUGACCUCAAUUCUGACCACCUUCUUCACCCUCAGUUACGUGGAGUGAGGUCUCCAGUCUUAAUUAUUUCCUGAUCUUAUGAAGACUGGCUUUGGAUGUGACAAUCCUGAGUUUGAAUUUGAUGCCUAUAGCUACCAGCUAUAUAACUUCCGAUAAUUCUCUUAGCCUCUCAGAGCCUCGGAAGCUUCAUCUGUGAACUGUACAUGUCUUACAGAGUUUGUGUAGAAUGUGGUUAUGGGUGCCCAGUGAGCCUCACUGGACAGGAGAAACAUCGUCCGCACUUCAUUAACGAUGGAUAUUGAGAAUAAACCUGAGAAUGAUGAGGAUGAAAAUAUAAAGAGAGAAGCACAAGACUUGAAAAGUAUUUCAUCCCACAGUGAAGACUGUGGGCCUGUAUCCGAUGUGAUAGCAAAUUCCUCUGAAAACUCCACAAGCAAGAGAGGUUUUUCAGAAUCAUCAAACUUUGACAGUGUCGUCGUAGAGGAAGAGAGAAGUAAACAUGCUUCCAAACGAAUGAAAUUAGAUGAGGCAGCGCCCCUUAAAACUAGAGAGCAGGGCUUUCACGGAUUAGAAACUUCCCAGAGCUCGGUCACACGUGUGGGUACCCUGUUAGACGAAGCCGUGAAGGAGGCCUUCCUGAACGACUGCACGGGUGGAGGCACGUGUCUCCCAAACGCUUUCUCCCCACCUCCCGAUUUUAGCACUGUUGAUGCUGUUUCUCUGAAAACAGACACUGAAAAAAAGUCUGCUCAGGAAGUGGUUUCCCUUGAUCCAGAAAGAGAAUCUCCUUUCCCCCUGAAAGAAAUUAGUGUUAGUUGUACCAUUGGAAAUGUAGAUACAGUUCUCAAGUGCAGCGUAUGUGGCCAUUUGUUUUCUUCUUGCUCAGAUUUGGAAAAACAUGCUGAAUGUCACAUGCAACAGUCAAAAGAACAUAUCUGCUGCCAGUGCAGCCACAAAGCAGAGAGCAGCUCAGCUCUGCACAUGCAUAUCAAACAAACACAUGGGCCACUCAAGGUCUUUUCUUGUGAUCUUUGUGGCUUUCAGUGUGUGGAAGAAAACCUCUUGAAUGCACAUUAUCUUGGCAAAACACAUCUCCGGCGUCAGAAUCUUGCUGCUCGUGGAGGAUUUGUACAGAUCUUAACCAAACAACCUUUUCCCAAAAAACCAUGUACCGUGGGAGCAAAAAAUGUUCGUGCAAAACCAAGAACUUCUAAACCAUUAGCAAAGAAUGGUGAUCCAAAAGGAUUGCGAAAUGUUGGAACCAAAUUUAAAGAUUUCAGAGGAAGCAUUUCUAAACAAAGUGGUAGUAGCAGUGAACUCCUUGUUGAAAUGAUGCCAUCCAGAAAUACUUUGUCAGAAAAACUAGAGAUUGUUGAAGAUAAUGUUACUUCCCUUGGCAUAGCUCAAAAUCCUGAAAACCAGAGCAAAAAGCUAGGAGCCUUAGUAACUUCAGAGGGUCUCUCAGAUAAAUCGGAAUCUACCAAAAAUAACCUACAGACAGUACAUACUAUCAGUACAACCUCGAGGCCAAGACCUGAGCGAAAUAUUCUAGUGUUGGGUAAUAGCUUUCGUAGACGAAGUAGCACUUUCACCUUGAAGGGUCAGGCAAAGAAAAGGCUUAAUCUUUUAGGAAUUAAUAAAAGAGGCACAAAUGAAACUCAGAGGAUGUAUAUGAAACACUUUAGAGCACAGAUGAAAACAAAUGAUGCAGAGCCGGUGCCUCCCCACGUAGACAUGAGCAGCAGUGUGCAGAGUCUGUGUGUGACUACCUCGGAAACUCAGGAAGUGAAGCAAGACCUGGGAAACUCCCCUCUCCUGGGUUCCACACAGUUGGAGUCCCUGACAGUGAAGCCAGCUUCUGACCCUCAGAUGUUAUAUACUUGUACAGACUGUGGGCAAAUAGCUACAAAUGGGGUAGAUUUGGAAAUUCACGUGAAAAGGUGCCAUGCCAGAGAGGUGAAAUUUUACUGCCAGACUUGUGACUUUUCCAGCAUGUCCAGAAGGGACUUUGAUGAACAUUUGUGCAAUAACCAACAUCAGCAAACUGCUUCUGUCCUCAGUUGUCAUUGUUGUUCAUUUGUUUCCUUGAAUGAAGUAAACCUUAGAGACCACAUGAAGGAAAAGCACAGUAUGGAUUUUCUUUGCACUGUUUGUAAUCUGUUCUUCUUGUCUGAAAAAGACAUGGAAGAACACAAAGCAACCGAGAAGCAUAUUAGUUCCUUGGUUCAUCCAAAGAUGUCUCAAUCAUUUAGCAAUGAUUUGGUUUUGCAGAAUUUACCUUUAAGUACUUUAGAAUCAGAAAACACAAUGGAUUCUAUGAAUGAGUCAGGAAAAACAGCUCAGGAAGAACCUAUGAAGUCCAGGGUAAGUCAUGGAAAUGAAGGAAGGCAUUCAAGCAAGCCUCAGUUUCAGUGUAAGAAGUGUUUUUAUAAAACAAGAUCUUCCACUGUUCUCACAAGGCAUAUAAAGCUUCGGCAUGGUCAAGACUAUCACUUUCUUUGUAAAGCAUGCAAUCUUUAUUCAUUGAGCAAAGAAGGAAUGGAGAAACACAUUAAAAGAAGCAAGCAUCUUGAAAAUGCUAAGAAAAAUAAUAUUGGCUUAAGCUUUGAAGAAUGUAUUGAAAGGGUAUGUAUAGGUGCAAAUGAUAAAAAGGAAGAGUUUAACGUUUCCGGAAACGGAAGGAUUGAAGGCCAUGGAGGUGUGCAAUUGCAGGAGCAUUCCUAUCUGGAGAAAAACAUAGUGAGUCCUAAGGAACUGUCACAGUCUGGUGUUAGCACCAAAGACGAUGAAACUUUGACCACUGCUCCAAAGAGAGGGAGACCUAAAGGUAACAUCUCACGGACGUGUUCACACUGUGGUCUUUUAGCCUCUAGUAUUACAAACUUGACUGUUCACAUUAGACGAAAACACAGUCAUCAAUAUAGUUAUUUAUGCAAAGUGUGUAAGUAUUAUACUGUAACCAAGGGAGAUAUGGAGCGUCAUUGUGCCACCAAGAAACAUAAAGGACGAGUAGAAAUAGAAGCAAAUGGAAAACAAAGUUCAUAUAUCAUUGUUGGCCCUGAAGGGGGUAACCCUGAAGCCGGUAAAAAGACCACCAGUUUAGCAGUGACCGUUUCAGACGAACACGCUAACAAGCCAACUGAGUCAGACUCCUCCAUUUUACAGAAGCCAUCAGUAGAUAAUGGAAAUUCAGUUACAGUUGAAGUUGAAAAUGUAUUUCAUUCUGCAGAUGGGGAAGUUAACAGUCAUCUUAUGGAUAAAAAGGAACAAGUGUCUCCAGAGCCAGAGGACCUUCGCCAACAAGGGGAUGCAUAUUCCCAGAGAGAUGCUGCAGGAGCAGGUGACACUAAAUGUGUACACUGUGAGUUCCAUGCUCAUUCUUCCGCUUCUCUAGAGCUGCACGUAAAACGGAAACACACAAAAGAGUUUGAGUUUUAUUGCAUGGCAUGUGAUUACUAUGCAGUGACUCGUCGAGAGAUGACCAGGCAUGCAGCAACAGAGAAACACAAAAUGAAAAGGCAGUCUUACCUCCACUCUUCUAAUGUAGAAGCAGGUUCUGCAGAAAUGUCCAAAAACAUCAUUAUACCCGAAGAGGAGCAUCAACAAAAUCCUGGGGAAUUCCAAAUCAUUUCUGACCAACCAUCUGAUACUUUUAAAUCCAGAACCGCUACUGAUUGUUCAAUUUUAGAUGAGAAUACUAAUUUAGAUAUGUCUAAAGUACUCUGUGCUCCUGACUCCGUAGAAAUUGAGACUGAGGAAGAGUCUAAUUUCAGUGAAGACCAUUCCUUUUGUGAGACUUUCCAGCAGCCCCUGGUCAAGGAUAAAGUUAUGAAACCUGAAGAGAUGGUAUCCCUUAAUAUUUCCUCUAAUUAUGGCUCCCCAGGCAGAUUUCAGAAUGAAAAUUCAGGAAGCUCAGCUUUGACAGCAAAGAAAAACCAUGAGAUGUUGAAUGACAUAGGUGACCCAAACAUCCCCUGUGAGAGCAAUGGAGGAAGCACAGCGGACGGUGGAGGAAAAGUCCUUCACAAACACAUGUGUCCCCGAGCCCCUGAUGGGGCGCGCCCAGCUGAUGGCCCUACCCCUGCUGGGAUGAGAACACAAGAGCAGGGAAGCCCCGAGAGCGGGAGUCAAGAUGAAGCUGGGCGUGCACAUGGUUCAGAGGAUUCGAAAGGUGUGCAGGAAGAUCCUGGUCCGGAGGACAAGGGCAUUCUGAUCAAUUCACAGCACGAAGCGGAGAUUAUUUUGGAAGAGGAUAGCCCAGCUUCUGAUAGCACAGCUGAAAGUAAUGAUGUUUAUGAAACUAUAAUUAGCAUUGAUGAUAAAGGGCAGGCCACGUACAGUUUUGGCCGGUUUGAUUCUUCCAUAAUAAGGAUAAAGAACCCUGAAGAUGGUGAAUUGAUAGACCAGCCUGAAGAGGGUCUGAUAGCAACAGGAGUGCGAAUUAGUGAAUUGCCCUUAAAAGACUGUGCUCAGGGCAUGAAAAAGAAGAAAGCAGAAGGCAAUUCCUUUGGCGAAUCCACGCGAAUUCGUUGUGAUGACUGUGGCUUCUUAGCAGAUGGACUUAGUGGACUGAAUGUUCACAUAGCCAUGAAGCACCCUACAAAAGAGAAGCACUUUCAUUGUUUACUAUGCGGAAAGUCAUUCUAUACAGAAAGCAACCUUCAUCAGCAUUUGGCCAGUGCUGGCCACAUGAGAAAUGAACAGGCCAGUGUGGAAGAGCUUCCAGAGGGAGGGGCCACCUUUAAAUGUGUCAAGUGUACAGAGCCCUUUGAUUCCGAACAGAAUUUAUUUCUGCAUAUUAAAGGGCAGCAUGAGGAAUUGCUACGGGAGGUGAAUAAGUAUAUAGUGGAAGACACUGAGCAAAUCAACCGCGAGAGGGAGGAAAACCAGGGAAACGUUUGCAAGUACUGUGGGAAGAUGUGUCGAAGCAGCAAUUCCAUGGCCUUCCUGGCACACAUCCGCACCCACACAGGAUCAAAACCGUUCAAGUGCAAGAUAUGCCAUUUUGCAACAGCUCAGCUUGGAGAUGCCAGAAACCAUGUGAAAAGGCACCUUGGGAUGAGGGAAUACAAGUGUCAUGUCUGUGGGGUUGCUUUUGUAAUGAAGAAGCACUUAAAUACUCAUCUACUAGGCAAACAUGGAGUUGGGACCCCAAAAGAAAGGAAAUUUACAUGCCACUUAUGUGAUAGAAGUUUCACAGAGAAGUGGGCCCUGAACAACCACAUGAAGCUCCACACAGGAGAAAAGCCGUUUAAAUGUACCUGGCCCACGUGCCAUUACUCAUUCCUCACAGCCUCUGCCAUGAAAGACCACUACAGGACGCACACAGGCGAGAAGUCGUUUCUGUGUGACCUCUGCGGCUUUGCCGGCGGGACCCGGCACGCCCUCACCAAGCACCGCCGGCAGCACACAGGAGAAAAACCUUUCAAAUGUGACGAGUGUAACUUUGCCUCUACAACGCAGUCCCACCUGACGCGGCACAAACGUGUGCACACUGGAGAGAAGCCCUAUCGCUGCCCCUGGUGUGACUACAGGUCAAACUGUGCUGAAAAUAUCCGCAAACACAUUUUACACACGGGCAAACAUGAAGGAGUCAAGAUGUACAACUGCCCCAAGUGUGACUAUGGGACCAACGUCCCUGUGGAAUUCCGAAACCAUUUGAAAGAACAGCAUCCUGAUAUCGAAAACCCGGACCUCGCUUAUUUGCAUGCCGGCAUCGUCUCCAAGUCCUACGAGUGCCGUCUCAAGGGACAAGGCGCCACCUUCGUGGAGACGGACAGCCCCUUCACCGCGGUCGCCCUGGCCGAAGAGGCCCCCAUCCGCGAGAAGCCGCCGCGGGGCAGCAGGAGGCAGGCGCCGGCGUCUGAGCAGGUGCAGCAGGUCAUCAUCAUCCAGGGCUACGACGGGGACUUCGCCCUGGACGGCUCCGUGGAGGAGACGGCGGCCGCCACGCUGCAGACGCUGGCCAUGGCCGGCCAGGUGGCCCGGGUGGUGCACAUCACAGAGGACGGGCAGGUCAUCACCACGAGCCAGAACGGGGCGCACGUGGGCAGCGUGGUGCCCGGGCCCCUCCUCCCCGAGCAGCUGGCUGACGGCACCACCCAGGUGGUCGUGGUGGGGGGCUCCGUGGAAGGCCACGGCGUGGAGGAGCCGCUCGGGCCACGCAGCGCUGUGAUCCAGCAGGUGACCAAGCAGGAGAUCGUAAACCUUUCCGAGGCCGGAGCGCCUCCCCCCGACCCGGCCUCAGCCUUAGACGCACUGCUCUGUGCCGUCACCGAGUUGGGGGAGGGGGAGGGCAGGGCGGGGCACGAGGACAAGGGCAGGCCGGGCCCCAAGGACGUGCUGGUCCAGCUGCCCAGCCAGGAGGCCCCCGGCGCCGCCACGCCCGAGGGCCCGGACGUGCAGGUGCUGCAGGGCGCCCCGGAGGGCGAGGGCGUGCUGGCCGACCUGGCCCGGCCCUCGGCCGUGGUCGCCUCUCAGGAGCGGGCGCAGGUGGCCUUCAAGAAGAUGGUCCACGGGGUCCUCCAGUUUGCCGUGUGCGACGCGGCGGCCGCCGGGCAGCUGAUCAAGGACGGCAUCACGCAGGUGAUCGUGAACGAGGAGGGCGCGGUGCACAUGGUGGCCGGGGAGGGCUCGCAGAUCAUCAUGCAGGAGGCCGAGGCCCACGGGCUGCGCGUGCAGGGCGAGCGCGUGGACCUGGUGGAGGCGGGCGGCGAGAUCUCGCAGAUCAUCGUGACGGAGGAGCUGGUGCAAGCCAUGGUGCAGGAGCCCGGCGGCUUCCCCGAGGGCGCCACACACUACAUCGUGACGGAGCUGCCCCCCGGGGUGCAGGGCGAGGCGGGCGUGUUCUCGCACACGGUGAUCGAGGCGGCGGACUCGCGGGAGCUGCUGCAGGCCGGGGCCGCGCUGGGCGCCGAGGCCGGAGCAGACCAGCUGACCAGCAUGGUCAUCUACACCCAGGAGGGCUCCCCGGCGGCCGCGGGGAUCCAGAGCCAGAGAGAAGGCCCAGAGCUCCAGGAGGUGUAGGCGCGGCCCGGCGCCCUCGCCGGCCGGCAGGGCAGGCGCCCGCCUCGCUUCCCUUCCUGAGCUGCGUUUGUGGCCUUCGAAACGACGACAACACGCCUUGGGAGGAGGACGGAACGUCGCGUCCGGGCCAGCCCCCACGAGGCACACUGGGUGCCCGAGGCCUGCGAGCCGGACAGGUCUCCGAGCAAGGGCCGUCUGUCGGCCGCCCCGCGCAGUCCGGGCCGCGUGCCAAGGAGAAGCCAAGUGUCGCCCGGUUGUCCUUUCCUCUCACAAGUAUUUUCCCACUUCGGUUUUCAGAAGAUGGUUCCCUAGUGGUGGGAAAGUGAUAAAAAUGGACCACGUGGCUCGGGACACGUCUGCUCUUGCAGUCACGCAUGUAGCUGCUUCAACAUCUUACUGUGUAUUUGGUUAAAAUUGCAGCUACGGUGGUCACCGCCUUGAAGCAGCCCGCUCCUGUUCGUUUGUUUUUAAUUUUAGGGUAACAGUGUCCCCAGACCAAAGGAAGCCGGUUAGUUCAUUUCAUGUGUAACUCUCCUCUCUUCAGACAUUCUGGGCGUGUUCGUCGCUCCAGUCACGCUCUGCAUAAAAGAAAUCUUCUUAAGCCUAUGGUUAAGAAAAGCCUUGAAGUUUAUAUUCAAUUAAAAUAUACCUUGGUUAAGACAACCCGAUGCUUCUAAUUUUGACUUAGUUUCAUACGAUAAAGUCUAUAUAUGAAAUGUGCACUCUGGAAGAUACCGUUCAUAUCAAUAUUUUGCUUUUUAUAACAAAUGUUUGUUCACAUUGGUAUCAUUUUUGCAGGAUUUGUUUGUGAUUUGUGUCAGUUUGAAAUCGCUGACAUUAAACAUUAGCAAGUAGAAACCAUGCCCCCGUCUCUGUGCAGUUGCGGAUUCACUGCGACUGUUGGAUGCGAGUUUAUGUUGCAAUAAUUUGUUUCUUGAUAUAAUUGCUCUUAUUUCUUUUCCAAAAUUGUAAAAUAAUCCUCUCCCUCAAACGCAAAGGUUGUUUAUGUUCUGUUUCUGUUUUCUUUGAAAUAAAAUUAUAGCAUUAAA